Molecule: messenger RNA, 402 nt
Organism: Protopolystoma xenopodis
Lineage: Eukaryota; Metazoa; Platyhelminthes; Monogenea; Polystomatidea; Polystomatidae
Source: the annotation of a GenBank genome assembly
AUGUCUGAGUUUCAACGAGCCUUCUUUGAGAUCGACACAGACGCUAGUGGCAGCAUAACUGUGGAAGAACUGCGCGCCUACAUGGAGAAGAUGCAUUAUCGUGAGACAUUUGUUACUAAAUGGGUCCAGCUUUUCGACCCGGAAAAGACAGGAGAGAUCACUUACGAGAGCUAUUGUAGUACUUUAGGCCUAAUUCCAGCCACCAGACACUCCAUCUCGGCCCAAGGAGCGCCGGAUACGCCGCAAGCACAAUCGCCUAAUCUUGCUUCUUCCCUUUCCUCUCAACAAGGACUCGGCCUCGAGACGCAAUCCUGUCCUACGACGCUGUCAGCAGCACAGAUGAAUACGAAUGCGAGGUUCGGACCUAUGGAGCAAAUGACUACAACCCCAAAAGAAAGGUAA